GUGAGCCAGCCCAGCGCACUGCAUGUAGGCGCAGAGGUUUGCUCGCGAGCGCGUUUGCCACCACGACUCGCGGGAUGCACCUUUACAUCGGAGCUUGCCGCCAUGGCACUAACACCCUUGGGCUUCAUCCUCGCAGCUCUGCUCGCCUCCCUUCACCAGGUGGUUAUCGUUGAAAGCUGUGCCCGGAACAACUUGGACAGAGACCGGUCCACGAGAGUCAUCAAAGACUCGAACACAACGCCACGAGUGCUCAGUCUCAGGUUUGGCGAAGCGCUUUUCCUGAGAUUAGAAGCACUCACGAGCACUUCGACCUCAACUACCACCACUGAGGCCUCGAAAAAGAAGACGGACAAAUCGGACAAAUUUAUGUACACCAACAGAUUCGAUCAUGUGGCUAUCGAAAACGUGCUGUCAAGUCCGCGUCUCAUGAAGAACUUCCACCAGUGCCUCGUAGGACGCGGGCCGUGCACCAGCGAAGGCGCCGAGCUCAAGAAAAUUAUUCCCGAGGCUCUGAAAUCCGACUGUGCUCGAUGCACAGAGAGGCAGAAAGUGCAAGCUGGAAAGGUUAUUAUCUACUUGCUGGAGAACAGACCUGAAUGGUGGAAGGAGCUUAUCGAAAAGUACGACCCAGAUGGAACAGUACGAAAACGCUACGAAUACGAAAUGGAUAAUGACGAAUAAAUUUGUGAUAUUAUGCAGCGCCUUUUUUAACUUCAGCCUAACUAGCCGAAUCUAAAAUUUAAUAAUAAUCUCUGUGCCUGUUUGCUACUAACAAAAUGUGAAUUAACGUGAUUUAAGAUUCAGUUUUGAGAAUGAAGGUAUUGAUUUUAUUGUAUGUACCAGGAGAGGGUUCAAUGCAUGUAAAUUAAUAAAUAAAAAAGUGUCUAAUCAA
Molecule: messenger RNA, 892 nt
Organism: Cloeon dipterum
Lineage: Eukaryota; Metazoa; Arthropoda; Insecta; Ephemeroptera; Baetidae
Exons: 3
Coding region: 103-681 (192 amino acids)
Source: RefSeq, a predicted model, not a curated record